UUUUUUUUUUUUUUACAUCAUCCCUAACUGACAGCAAGCUGGGACUUUGCUCAUUGUACGUACUGUCUUGGGGUAAGGCUCCUUUGGGGCACCCCAGCCUGCUACCAAAAUGAAGUUCUGGCUCUUUUUCACCCUGAUUCUUGUCCAUGAAGCUCUACAAAAUGCACUUGGUCAACCUGCAGCUAAAGGUAAAAGGCCAAAAGAACCAGCAGAGAAUAAGAUUAAACCAGGGAUAAAGAAACUGAAACCAAAAGUUACUAAAUUAAAGGAAUCCACAGAACCCUUCACCAAAGUGCAAUCCAUCAUGACCCAAGUCAUGGACAAAGGCCGUUUCCAGAAACCCCCACCUAUGCUUACUAUGUCUGCAGGGCAGAACGUGGAGCUGAGAUGUAAAGGAGACAAAAUAGCAUGGAGCUACCCAGAAUAUCUGGACACAUUUAAAGACUCCAGACUAAGCAUCAAACAGCUUGACAGAUAUGGACAGCUGAUUCUGAUAAACUCCUCUGCAACGGACACUGGGGAGUUCACCUGCUGGUCUCAGCUCUGUGACAGAUUGGGCUGCAAGAAGGAUGAAUCCAAAACUGGCUCUACGUACAUUUUUUUCACAGAUAAAGGCGAACUAUUUGUGCCAUCUUCCACUUACUUUGAGAUUGUCUACCUGCACCCAGAUAAGCCAGCCAUCAUUCCAUGCCGAGUGACCACUGCGUCUGCCAAAGUAACCCUACACAGGGAGUUCCCGGCUGAGGAGAUCAAGGCUGAUGGCACAGAGAUUACCUAUGAUGUGAAAAAAGGUUUUGUGUACCAACAUCCUACUGUCAACCAAAGUGGAGUGGUUUAUUGCCGAGCAGAGGCCCGAGGGGCACCACAAAUAUCUAUCAAAUACCAGCUACUUUAUGUAGAAGUUCCAAGUGGUCCACCAUCUGCAACUAUUACUUCCUCUGCCAACAAGGUUCAUAGCGGAGGGGACUUCAGCAUCUACUGCACCGUCCUAGGAGAGCCCAAUGUAGAAGUAGAAUUCACAUGGAUCUACCCAGGACAAGAAUAUCAAAGGCCUGUGACUAUCCAAGACUCCUGGAGGCUGGUUAACCGUGGCAUUGGACACACCACAAGAGUCUCAAAAAGCAUAAUAACCGUGGAAGACUUUGAAACCAUUGAUGCCGGAUACUACAUUUGCAGAGCACAGAACCUUCGAGGACAGACAUCACUUGCUACCAGAGUAGACAGAUAUUAGACACAUUCCAUCCCAGACAAUAUUGCUCUACAGGCAAAGCUUAUUGUAUUUCUUGCACAAAUAUGUUACCAGCAAGACAAUUUCCAUUCAUUCAUGGUUUCCUCAUAUACAGAACAUUAUAUAACAUCCUACAUGUGGGACAUACUGGACUAAGAAGACUCUUCCUUGCCAAACGUUGGGAUGUAAUUCUUAGGCCCUAAUUAUCAUAACAGUAAAUAAUCAUGAAGAUAGAUAAUUAUCUGUAUUCAGUCAAAUACAUUACUGUAUAGCAUUCCAUUUAAUCAUGGUUCAUAUAAAAAUGCAAAAUAAAUACUUAUUAUUUUUCACUAUAGAGCCCUCUAGCUUUAAGCCAGACAUCAAAGUAUACUUAUUGAAUUGGCUUAAAGUAGAACUGUGGCCAGGUUAUGGACAUUGAAUACUUACUUAAGUAAAUGAGCUUUAAAGCAAGCCCUCAAUGACAUGUGUAGCUGCAGACAAUAUGAAGUAAUUCAUUCUCAAAUGUUAUUUUGUUUACUUUUUUAUGUUCUUUCAAUAGCUUGUUUUGAUCCUCCUCACCCCCAGUGUCCAAACAAGAAUUGCAGGAGCAGUCAUCCUCAGGACAGGACAGGAAAACACUCAAAAGUUUUAACCCUCCUUCACACUACUAAAAAAAAAGUGUCCUUGUUUGAGAGAUUUCUUCCUGUCCUACCAAGUAAGGAAAUCUUCCCAAAAGUGUGACAUAGACUCAAACCUUGCCCUACUGUAACCAAAAUGAAAUAAAAUGUUGUGGUUGGAGUUGAUCUUUAAAAUAAACCUGUCCUUAGGGAAAUCUGUAAACAUC
Molecule: messenger RNA, 2051 nt
Organism: Rana temporaria (common frog)
Lineage: Eukaryota; Metazoa; Chordata; Amphibia; Anura; Ranidae
Gene: PDGFRL
Product: platelet derived growth factor receptor like
Exons: 6
Coding region: 110-1231 (373 amino acids)
Source: RefSeq, a predicted model, not a curated record